UAGUUACAACUUCUUAUCCAUUUCAAAGCUAUGAUGAAAUCUUCUUCUAUCUUCUUCCUCUCCACAUGGGCAUUCUACUUCACUCCCUCCUCUCUCUUCAUCCACCGAAACUCAAACCCCUAAACCUUAAUAAACCCAAGAGUCUAUCUCCUCUCGAACCUUCUGCAUCUCUUAAAGUCCCCACCUUUCGGAGAGAUGUGGUGCUUAGAACAUCAUCUCUCUGUUUCGUCUCCUUCAUACUCCAGAACCCACUUCUGGAGUCAUUAGCCGAUCCUUCGAAGUCUCCCCCCAAACCGGCUAGACUCGCCAUUGCCAAUACCAACUCUUGGUUCCAGUACUUUGGCGAUGGGUUCUCCAUCAGGGUUCCACCUCAGUUUAUUGACUUCACAGAGCCUGAGGAUUACUCUGCAGGAUUGUCUCUCUAUGGGGACAAGGCAAAGCCAAAGACUUUUGCUGCCCGUUUCGCAUCUCCUGAUGGAUCAGAAGUUGUGAGUGUGGUCAUUCGCCCUUCAAAUUCCCUUAAGAUCACUUUCUUAGAGGCUAAAGAUAUAUCUGCGCUGGGAUCACUGAAGGAAGCUGCAAGAAUCUUUGUUCCAGGUGCGGCAACGAUUUACUCUGCUCGUACAAUCAAGGUUAAGGAAGAAGAAGGUUUCAGAAAUUACUACCUAUACGAGUUUGGGAGAGAUGAAGAACGUAUUGCUCUAGUAGCAGCUGUGAAUAGGGGAAGGGUUUUUAUAGCUGGAGCAGCUGCACCGGAAUCCAAAUGGAAGGAAGAUGAGUUGAAGCUUCGAUCUGCUGCCAUUUCUCUGACGCUCCUAUAAUUGAAUGAAACCAUAUUCUUCUUCUAACAGAGAACGUGAAACGCUUCUUUUAGUCGAACCAGAAAUGAAGAGUUAAGACCAACCAGAACAAAUGAACAUUGUUUUGGAACCCUUUUGAGUCAUUCAUGUUCUGUUUUUAUUUUUGCCUUUGGUGAUGUGAUGUGAUGUGAUGUUCAUUAUUGUAAUGUAUACUCUGUAAUGAAAAAAAAAAAGAAAUCAAGAUUCUUUUAAACGCGUGA
Raphanus sativus (radish) is the source of this 1060-nucleotide messenger RNA. RefSeq lists its product as uncharacterized. The record is from RefSeq and is a predicted model, not a curated record. The transcript has 7 exons. Gene Ontology annotation, cellular component: chloroplast. Bases 66 to 821 code for a protein of 251 amino acids. NCBI's taxonomy places the organism in Eukaryota, Viridiplantae, Streptophyta, Magnoliopsida, Brassicales, Brassicaceae.